CGGGCGCCGCCUGCACUUCCGGGGGCCUCAAGUCUGGCCGGAGAGGGAGCCUUCCCGGGAGGCGGCACGGGCGCGAGCCGGGGUCUGAGGGGUCUGGCCGGCGGGGACCACCUAGUCCCCUCCAUGUGAACAGUUCUCCGCAGCCCGGUCAGGCGAGGUCUGCCCGCAGAGGGACCAUGAGGCAGCGGCUCCUCUUCCUCACCGGCUUGGUUCCUUUGGUGUUGGCGCCGCGACCUCCGGACGACUCCCACCCGCGACUCGAGAAGCUGGAUUCUUUGCUCUCCGACUACGAUGUCCUCUCUUUGUCUAGUAUCCAGCAGCACUCAGUAAGGAAAAGGAGUCUACAGGCCUCGACACACUUAGAAACACUGCUCACUUUUUCAGCUUUGAAAAGACAUUUUAAAUUAUAUCUGACAUCAACUACUGAACGUUUUUCACAAAAUUUCAAAGUCAUCGUGGUGGAUGGUAAAGAUGAGAGCGAGUACACUGUGAAGUGGCAGGACUUCUUCAGUGGACACGUGGUUGGUGAGCCUGAUUCUAGAGUUCUAGCCCAUAUCGGAGAUGAUGAUGUUACAAUAAGAAUCAACACAGAUGGGGCAGAAUAUAAUAUAGAGCCACUUUGGAGAUUUGUUAAUGAUCCUGCCGAGAAAAGAAUGUUAGUUUAUAAAUCUGAAGAUAUUAAGAACGUUUCCCGUUUGCAGUCUCCAAAAGUGUGUGGCUAUAUAAAAGUGGAUAGUGAAGAGUUGCUUCCGAAGGGGCUGAUGGACAUGGAGCCCCCUGAAGGGCUUGCUCACCGCGUGAAGAGGCGAGCUGAGCCAAACCCCAUGAAGAACACGUGCAAACUGCUGGUGGUCGCCGAUCACCGCUUUUACAGAUACAUGGGCAGAGGGGAGGAGAGCACUACCACCAACUACCUGAUAGAGCUGAUCGACAGAGUGGAUGAUAUCUACCGGAACACCUCGUGGGACAAUGCGGGGUUCAAAGGUUAUGGAGUGCAGAUAGAGCAGAUUCGCAUUCUCAAGUCUCCACAAGAAGUGAAACCUGGGGAAAGGCACUAUAACAUGGCAAAAAGUUACCCGAAUGAGGAGAAGGAUGCUUGGGAUGUGAAGAUGCUGCUGGAGCAAUUUAGCUUUGAUAUAGCUGAAGAAGCAUCUAAAGUCUGCCUGGCUCAUCUUUUCACUUACCAAGAUUUUGAUAUGGGAACUCUAGGACUGGCUUAUGUUGGUUCUCCCCGAGCAAACAGUCAUGGAGGUGUAUGUCCCAAAGCUUAUUAUAGUCCUGUUGGAAAGAAGAAUAUCUAUUUGAAUAGUGGUUUGACCAGCACCAAAAAUUACGGAAAAACCAUCCUUACAAAGGAAGCGGACCUGGUUACAACUCAUGAGUUGGGACACAAUUUUGGAGCAGAACAUGAUCCUGAUGGCUUAGCAGAAUGCGCCCCGAAUGAGGACCAGGGAGGAAAAUAUGUGAUGUACCCCAUUGCUGUGAGUGGGGACCAUGAGAACAAUAAGAUGUUUUCAAACUGCAGUAAACAGUCCAUCUAUAAGACCAUCGAAAGUAAGGCCCAGGAGUGUUUUCAGGAGCGCAGCAACAAGGUGUGUGGGAACUCCAGGGUGGACGAGGGCGAAGAGUGUGAUCCUGGCAUCAUGUACCUGCACAACGACACGUGCUGCACCAGCGACUGCACCCUCAAGGCCGGCGUGCAGUGCAGUGAUCGGAACAGUCCUUGCUGUAAAAACUGCCAGUUUGAAACUCCCCAGAAGAAAUGCCAGGAGGCUAUUAACGCUACCUGCAAAGGCGUGUCUUACUGCACAGGGAACAGCAGCGAGUGCCCGCCUCCGGGCAAUGCCGAGGACGACACGGUGUGCCUGGAUCUGGGCAAAUGUAAGGAUGGCAAGUGCAUCCCUUUCUGUGAGCGGGAGCAGCAGCUCGAGUCCUGUGCCUGCAAUGAGACAGACAACUCCUGCAAAGUGUGCUGCAGGGACCCUUCCGGCCGCUGCGUGCCCUACGUCGACGCUGAGCAGAAGAACUUAUUUUUGAGAAAAGGAAAGCCCUGCACAGUGGGGUUCUGUGACAUGAACGGCAAAUGUGAAAAGCGCGUGCAGGAUGUAAUUGAGCGACUCUGGGACUUCAUCGACCAGCUGAGCAUCAAUACUUUCGGGAAGUUUUUAGCGGACAACAUCGUAGGCUCCGUCCUGGUCUUCUCCUUGAUAUUUUGGAUUCCUUUCAGCAUUCUUGUCCAUUGUGUGGACAAGAAGCUGGAUAAGCAGUACGAGUCCCUGUCGCUGUUUCACCCCAGUAAUGUGGAAAUGUUGAGCAGCAUGGACUCGGCCUCUGUGCGAGUCAUCAAGCCCUUUCCCGCGCUCCCCACGCCAGGCCCCCUACAGCCUGUCCCCCUGAUGCCACCCGUGCCUGUGGCGCCCAAGCUCGACCACCAGAGAAUGGCCACCAUCCAGGAAGACCCCAGCACAGACUCGCACGUGGAGGAGGAUGGCUUUGAGAAGGACCCCUUUCCCAACAGCAGCGCAGCUGCCAAGUCCUUUGAGGACCUCACGGACCACCCCGUGACCAGGAGCGAGAAGGCUGCCUCCUUCAAGCUGCAGCGGCAACAUCGCGUUGACAGCAAGGAAACCGAGUGUUAGCGCGGGGCCACGUGGUGGGUGCUGGGACUGAGGUAUGCAGAGGAUUUUUAUCGAAUUGACCUGGAACCAUAGCCUCUAUUUUGUGAAGAUUUGGGAGAAGAAGGAAGUGACUUAAUGGCAGAUGCUGGUCAUGUGUUUGAACUUCCUUUUGGUUAACCAGUUGCGUGGGUUGGCCCUUUUCCUGUUGAAGAGGUAAGGUAAAUCUAGCUUAUUUUGAGGCUUUCAGGUUUAACUUCUUGAUCUUUAAAGUGUCCCUUGACCUGUGGUACCAAAGCAGAAAAUACAGCUGGAUGAGGUUUGAAUAUUUA
Ochotona princeps (American pika) is the source of this 2947-nucleotide messenger RNA. RefSeq names its product ADAM metallopeptidase domain 17 (gene ADAM17). The record is from RefSeq and is a predicted model, not a curated record. The transcript has 19 exons. Gene Ontology annotation, molecular function: metalloendopeptidase activity. Gene Ontology annotation, biological process: membrane protein ectodomain proteolysis; Notch signaling pathway. Lineage: Eukaryota; Metazoa; Chordata; Mammalia; Lagomorpha; Ochotonidae. Gene Ontology annotation, cellular component: plasma membrane. Bases 177 to 2639 code for a protein of 820 amino acids.